Jatropha curcas is the source of this 564-nucleotide messenger RNA. Lineage: Eukaryota; Viridiplantae; Streptophyta; Magnoliopsida; Malpighiales; Euphorbiaceae. The record is from RefSeq and is a predicted model, not a curated record.
AUUUAUUUUGAUCAAUACCUAACCCUUAAUGAUGCCCUAGUGUACUGCUACACCAAACAGAUACUGAAAGGUUUGAAGUAUCUACAUGAACGAAAUUUCAUCCACGGAAACAUGAAAUGUGCAAACAUUCUGUUGACAAACAAUGGAGGCCUGAAAAUUGCAGAUUUUGGAUUGACAAAUUUACAGAACCUCCUCAAGGCAGGCAGAGGGAUUCCGGCCUGGUCCGCUCCUGAGUUCAUUGAUACGAAAAGACAAGGAGAAUAUGGACUAACUAAAGCUGAUAUAUGGAGCCUUGGCUGCACUGUCUUGGAGAUGUUAACCGAAAAACUUCCAUACUCCGGUUUAGAAACUUGGUCGAUAUGGUAUCGGAUCGGACAAGGUAUUCCACCUUCUAUUUCCGAUUCUCUCUCUGAUAAUUCUCGGAACUUUAUCCAGAAAUGCCUACAAGUUAAUCUAAAGGAACGUCCAACUGCUUCCCAGCUUUUAGAGCAUCCAUUUGUGAAGGUCACAGCAACCUGUAGCAGCACCUGCCAAGCCAAUUACUAUUGCCAUUAAAGACAUGGA